Messenger RNA from Dendrobium catenatum, 1782 nucleotides. Its product is annotated as auxilin-related protein 1. Gene Ontology annotation, biological process: clathrin coat disassembly; clathrin-dependent endocytosis. The coding region runs from base 130 to 1491 and encodes 453 amino acids. The record is from RefSeq and is a predicted model, not a curated record. The transcript has a single exon. Gene Ontology annotation, cellular component: cytoplasm; vesicle; intracellular membrane-bounded organelle. Lineage: Eukaryota; Viridiplantae; Streptophyta; Magnoliopsida; Asparagales; Orchidaceae. Gene Ontology annotation, molecular function: clathrin binding.
GAAGCAUUUCUUCACUCGCAUUUACCUUCAUUAUUCCAGAAAAAAGUCUCCUUUUUCUUCAUCUCGUCCCUUCCUCUCCUCUGCAACUGCGACGCGUUCUACAUCUUUACCCCCUUCGGCUUCAACGCAAUGGAUGACGUCGUCAAUUUUCUCUCCGGCGAGUAUGGCAUCCGCCAACCUGGUAAGUCAAUUCCUAUGGCCGCCUCCAAGCCUUCCCCCGCCACAACCCUCCCUUCGUGGAACAAUCGUUCUUCUAAGUCCGGCAAGUUGUCCAAUUUCAGCGAUGGCGUUCUCGAGGAGGAUAGCGCGCUUUCUUCCUCCAAUAAAGACUAUGUCUUGGAGAGUCUAGGGAUGGGAUUGACGGAGACCAAGGGCUUAGGUUUUGAGGAACUCGUAUAUGGGAAUAAGGCAGCAGAAGAUCCGUUUUUAGUUUUUGAAAUGGGUUAUCCUUCAUUUCAUCAAUCGUCGGUGCAUUCAAAUGUGAUUUCUUCUGCUUCUGUUGAUGAAAGGGAUUUUUUUGAUGUUUCGAGUGGUAUUGGAAGAUUUAAAUCUUCGUUUGCUUCUGAGGGAAGUGGGCGUAUAGGGAAAGUUAACAUUCCCAGCAGUGUUUUUCAGAACCCUAGCAAUGUCCAAAAGUUUAUUGUAAAGGAGCCACUGCAGAGUUCUUCUCAAUAUUCAAAUCCAAUUGCCAGACCUCCAAAUCCUCCUAUGUUAGGAGAAAGUUUUGAAUUUUUUAGUUUGUAUGAGAAUGCUGCAGUUGAAAAAGAGAGGGCAGCAACUACGUCAAAACAUGAGAAAACUAAUUACAAUGGCAUUGAGGCCUUCUUCUCGAAUAUAGGUUUGGGAGGAAACUUGCGACCAGUGCAAAUGGAAGCAAUCUCUGAAAGUAUUUUUGAUGCUCCUUUUGAAAUGCAGGGAGCUUUAGGAGGGGCUCCGCAAGGCCCUGCUGGUUCUAAUUUAAACAUCAAAGAAUCAUCUUCUAUGAAUAGUAGGAUGGAUGAUCUAUCUUUUGGGAUAGGAGCUUUUCAAUCACCUUCUAAAUUUCAAGAUAUUGAUGGAGACAAUGAACAUAGAAGACAGGCAAGAUAUGAACGGGAGAGGAAGAAAAUUGAGAGAGCAGAAAAAGCUCUUUCUGAGAAAAUUGAGCAUGAUUUUGAAUUACAAAAGGAGAAGAAAGAAAGAGAAAUGAUUGCUGAAGAGCUGGAUAUUAAGGUCAAGCAAUGGGCUGCUGGACGAGAAGGAAAUUUGCGUGCUUUGAUAUCAACAUUGCAAGAUGUGCUUUGGCCAGAGUGUGAAUGGAAACCUGUAUCUUUGGGCAAUUUGAUGACUUCUGCUUCUGUUAAAAAAGCUUAUGGAAAAGCAGCUCUGUGUAUUCAUCCUGACAAGGUACAACAAAAGGGUGCAACUCUGCGGCAAAAGUAUGUUGCUGAAAAGGUCUUUUAUCUCCUCACAGAAGCUUUAAAUAAGUUCAGCUCGGAGGAGCUCUCAUAGGUGGCCUUUGGAAGAUUAGAGAAGAUUAAUUGAAUUGAGUUAAGUUUUCAAGCUAUUAUGGAAUUUUAACAAAAAAAAAAGAAACUUUAGCUAAAAAUGUUGAAGAUGGCUUUGUCGAAUAUUUAGAAGAUUCUUUAUUGCAAAUGGUUGUGGUGUCAUGACAUAUCCUUUCGUUGGCCUGUUGUAAUGGUAAACAAUGUCUUUCUUAUUGGUUUGUAUGAUAUGAUGCGUUUUUUUGCUUUUGAUUUUCUUUAGAGUUAAUAAAAUGGGUCGUUGACUCAAAUUCUAUAA